AUCUUAGAUCUCUCAAAGACGCUGAUGUACGAUUUUUAUUACAAUCGAUUGAAAGACAAGUACGGAGAUCAAAUCAGGUUGAUGUAUACUGAUACGGACAGUCUGUUGAUUGUCGUUUACACGGAUGACAUAUACGAAGACAUACAAUCUCACGGGCAACACUACGACUUUUCAAAUUACCCAACAGAUCAUCCUUUGUACAAUCCAACCAAUAAGAAAGUGAUCGGUAAAUUUAAAGACGAGUUUGGAGGUAAGGUCAUUCAAGAAGCAGUUUGCGUAAGACCUAAGAUGUACUCGAUUUUAGCGGAUGACAACAACAUCACUCUUAAAAAAGCCAAGGGGGUCACAAAAUCGGUCACUGACAAAAAAUUAAAACACCAGCACUACUACGACUGCAUCUUUAAAAAUAAAUCUAAAACAGAAACGAUGACUCACAUUAGGUCGGAAAAUCACAUCCUUUACACCAUAUCUCAAAAUAAACUAUCGUUGAGUCCGUUGGAUACCAAGAGGUACAUUUUACCGGAU
This is a messenger RNA of Patiria miniata (bat star), 525 nucleotides long. RefSeq lists its product as uncharacterized. The record is from RefSeq and is a predicted model, not a curated record. The annotation marks the transcript as partial. NCBI's taxonomy places the organism in Eukaryota, Metazoa, Echinodermata, Asteroidea, Valvatida, Asterinidae. The transcript has a single exon.